UCCUACAGGACCCAGCCUCACUGACACUGUUUUGCCAUGAUCUAAGUGACACUGUUUGGGCAACACAGACAACUCUUUUUCCACUCAGCAGGCUGUCUGCUUCGCCGUUUGACUGAGCACGUUGGAUAAAAAAUGGCUAUUCGAUACAUCAAACUCAAGUACCUGUGGAUUUAUGUAUUGAAUUAUGAAAAACUAUAGAUGAUAGAUGACAAAAAUGGAGAUUCCACUUGUGGUGAAUACGGUUGUAGGAUUGCACAAAGUUUCAACACAGGAGGCAUCUGUAGAAAGUGCUGCUAUCCCAACCAGCAACUCACUCAACCACAGACGGGAUGAUUGCCUCCCACCUGAAAACCAAAGCUCCUUGUUGGAGCCACAUGAGGAUAUACCCAGGCCUAAGAAGAUCUUUGCAUGUGUUAAUUAUGACAACACUGAAUUUGCGGAGACUGUGUGCUUUCAGGAGCCUGAACAAGUGUCAGUCGUUCCUGGCGAAGCAUCUCUGGGCAGAGCUCAACUUCUUGAAGCAAAAACUGUGCUCACAUCACCGAGGCCAGCUCAGGACUGCUGUGGUAGCUUACAUGCUCCUACAGCAGAAGUCCAGUCGGGUCAGGCGGUUCAGAAUCAUCCCUGUCAGACGUUGGAUUUAAACUGUGAAUGUGUAGAAACAGACUUCAAGAAGGUAGAGCCCAUCUCAAACGGCACCGUCCUCAACCUGGACUCCACUCCUAUGCUUGUGUUCUCUGAAACGGUUCCUGAUUCAGGCCGGAGGGUCCUGGAUCUACCGCACAUCGUGGAACACAAACAGAGCUCCAUCACUUUCUCAGACUACGCCUGUCCCUCCACAGCCAACAACUUUGUCAACGAGAGCUCAGACGAUGGAGAAUCGUCACAGGAAGAGGAGAAAGACGAGGAGGAGGAUGGUCAUCACGAUGGUGAUGGUGAUGAUGAUGAUGAUGAUGAUGUGUUCCUAGAGCUGCCCUACGGUAAAGAUCUCCUCGUCAAUUACAAACAGAGGAUCACAGGCAAAGACAAACAGAAGAAGAAAAGUUCUGGGAGCGCAAAAGUGGAAACUGAUCACCGACAGAGCAGCAGUGGUUAUGAGGCCGAAGAGGAAACAAGCAGCAAGGAGGAGUCUCCACAGUUCAAUUCUCUCUGGUCGGAGUCAAUGAGCCAGCUGAUGAGGAAACUGGACCAACUUCAUCUGGACAUCGAAGAGGCUCUUAGCGCGAGCUCGUCCCCGUCCAACACACCCUGCACCACUCGCAAGAAACAGUGGGGUGCUGUUUCAAAGUCCACGUUAAAUCAAGCCCUGAACGACCAAGCUCUCCAAAGACCAGACAGAGGGGAAUGUCAGAGCCGAGACAGGUUUUCUGCUCCUCGCAGCUCCUCACUGGGAACAAAAGCAAGAUCCAAGAAGACGAUGUUCAAUAAGAUGAUCAAUGCAGCAGGUGCAGAAAUUGAGGCGAAAGAGGCGUGUGACUGGCUGCGGGCAGCAGGAUUUCCCCAGUAUGCUCAGCUCUUUGAAGAUUCCCAGUUCCCCAUUGACAUUACCCCUGUGAAAAGAGAUCAUGACUUUCUGGACAAAGAUCUCGUGGAACCUCUGUGCAGGCGACUCAACACUUUGAACAAGUGUGCUUCUAUGAAACUUGACGUGAAUCUUCCAAAGAAGAAAAGUGAAGACUCUGAUGAAGAAGACCUGUUUGCCAUCAGUGACAAAUGGACCUUUGAGUGGAGCAGCCGGCGUUGGUCCAGGUUACAGGACAUUGACUGUCUGCUGGGAAACCACGGAGAGGGUCAGACCUCCAGGGACGGCGUGCCUCUGAGAACCACCACCAGCAGCGAGAGUGUCCUGACGGACCUCAGUGAGCCAGAGGUCUCCUCUUUGCACAGUGAGAGCAGCGGAGGCAGCGGUCAUAGGGGCCUCAGCACAGAGGACUCCGACUGCUCCAACCGCACAGAUUCUGCAGCAAUGCCAGACUCUACUUCUCUCACAAUGCCUCACAUCCCCAAAGAAUUUGCUCACUAUGGCUCACUGCCUGACAAACACGGCAAGACAGGCCGCACCCGUGCCAAAGACUUCCUGAAGCGAAUGGAGACACUGAGCUCCCGACGAACUCUGGGAAGGGGCCGCAAGGCGUUGGUCAUCAGCUCUCCGGUGCUGCAGCAGGAAGCGCGGGCGCUGAAGACGAUGCGGUGUGUCGAGAUCAUAAACGGAGAUGGUAGGGCUCCAGAACAACCGUCCAGCAAAGCUCCGCCGUCCCAGUCCGGUAGUGAAGGUAGCAGCCAUUCCAGCGGCAGCACUGUCAGCACACCCAGUCUGAAAGAGCGUAAGGCUCACAGAGCUGACUACAAGCGUAGCGGCAUGUAUUUGGAGGACAUAGACAUCUUCUCAGACACCCAAGAGAAUAAGGUUGCCGAACAAAACCGCAGAAAUGAAUUCUGCUCCUAUGAAGACCUGGUGGUCCACAUUCCUAAAGACCACAAGCCAGGGACUUUCCCCAAAGCACUGUCCAUAGAGAGCCUAUCUCCAACCAAUGGGGCCUCUAUUAACUGGCACACCGGCAGCAUGCACCUGGACGCCCCACUAAUUCCUUGCAGAAAGGAAAGCAGGCCUGUCACCCAGUGCUGCUCCAGAGGCAGCCGCAUCAGCGUGUAUGAUAAUGUUCCUGGCUCACAUCUGUAUGCCAGCACCGGAGACCUGAUAGACCUGGAGAAAGAGGACCUGUUUCCGCACCUGGAUGAUAUCUUGCUUCACGUCAAUGGUCUGCAGCAGAUAGUGGACCACUGGUCAAAAAAUGUGUUGCCGGGAGGAGAAGUGCAGGUGGACAGGGAGAGGGAAGAUAAAGUGGGCCUCCAGUCCUCUAGUCAGAUCACAUUGGACUUUGAGGGGAAUUCUGUCACAGAAAGCCAGACCACACGCAGUGACGGGGACAGAGACAAAGUAUCGCUUGCUGAGACAGAAUCUACGAGGCUCAGGGAAAGGAGGGACUCAGGAGUGGGCGCCUCGCUCACACGACCUAACAGGUUACGAUGGCCAAGCUUUCAGAUAUCUAAUCGCCUAAGUCACUCAGUGGCUUCCCUGCAGAUUACAAACCAGUCGGCAGGCCAGCUGAGUUUGUUACAGAAGUUUUCUCUGCUGCGUCUUACUGCAAUCAUGGAGAAAUACUCCAUGUCCAACAAGCAUGGCUGGACUUGGUCUGUACCAAAGUUUAUGAAGAGAAUGAAGGUACCAGAUUAUAAGGACAAGAAUGUGUUCGGAGUUCCUCUCAUUGUUCAUGUGCAGCGUUCGGGACAACCCCUGCCCCUCGGCCUGCAGCAGGCCCUGCGGUACCUGAGGAGCCAGUGUCUUGACCAGGUGGGUCUUUUUCGUAAAUCAGGAGUGAAAUCUCGAAUCCAAGCUCUGAGGCAGAUGAAUGAAAACUCUCCAGACAAUGUAAACUAUGAGGAUCAGUCUGCUUAUGAUGUGGCCGACAUGGUGAAGCAGUUCUUCAGAGAUUUACCCGAACCUCUGCUCACCAGCAAGCUGGGGGAGACCUUCCUCCACAUCUACCAGUAUGUGCCCAAGGACCAAAGGUUGCAAGCCGUACAGGCGGCCAUCAUGCUGAUGUCAGAUGAAAACCGAGAGGUGCUGCAGACACUUCUCUGUUUCCUCAGUGACGUCACUUCGUCUGUGGAGGAGAACCAGAUGACACCCAUGAACAUUGCUGUGUGCCUGGCCCCCUCCCUCUUCCACCUCAACAUACUGAAAAAAGACAAUCUCUCACCAAGGGCCAUGCAGAAGAAAUAUGCCACAGGCAGACCAGACCAGAAGGAUCUGAAUGAAAACUUAGCAGCAACACAGGGCCUUGCUCAUAUGAUCAUGGAGUGCAAUCGUCUCUUUGAGAUCCCUCAUGAGAUGGUUACUCAGUCGCGUAAUUCGUACGUGGAAGCUGACUUGCAUGCACCGACAAUUGACGAGCUGUGCAAGCAGCUGGAAGAUGAUGAUGGAACAUACCAAACACAUAUGGAGGGGAGACUUCAGAACCUGCUCAAAGAGGCCCGGGAAAAGUCCAAAUACUGGGUGUCAUGCAGCAGCUCUGACAACACAGAACUCUACUAUAAGAAGGUGGGAGAUGGGAACCCUUUGAGACGUUGGAGAGUGUCUGUGGAGGUGGAAGCACCACCAUCUGUAGUGUUGAACCGGGUGCUGCGAGAGCGCCACCUGUGGGACAUGGACCUGCUUCAGUGGAAAGUGUGUGAGACACUGGACAAGCAGACAGAAGUGUUUCAGUAUGUCCUCAAUCGCAUGCCCCCUCAUGCCAGCAGGGACUUUGUGGUUCUCAGGUCAUGGAGGACAGACUUGCCAAAAGGCGCCUGCUCCCUGGUGUCUGUGUCUAUAGAGCAUGAAGAUUGUUCUCCUAUAGGAGGGGUACGAGCUAUAGUCCUGGAGUCCAACUACCUGUUGGAGCCCUGUGGCUCAGGAAAGUCCAGACUGACUCACAUCUGCAGAGUGGACAUGAAGGGAAGGACUCCAGACUGGUACAACAAAGCCUUUGGUCACCUUUGUGCUGCAGAAGCUGCCCGGAUCCGCAACUCCUUUCAGCCGCUAAUCACAGAUGGCCCCGAGACCAAAAUCUGAAAUUCUUCGCCAUUUGUGUCUGCUCAGCCUUGAGAUCAAGAUUGAGCCUUUGAGUCAUUGCUAACAGGCAGACACAAAAGCACAGACAGGACCCCAGAACUAAAGCACAGUUUAUUGUUUGUAUUUCUGAGUACAAAUGCUCUGAGAGUAAUGUUAAGCUCCUCUGUACUUGCACAAUAAUAAAGAGGACAUCUUAUAGGUGCUGAGCAUAAUUAUUCAAUGGGAAAUUAAUCAUCCUGCCAAUGUUCUUGACGUUAGGAUUUUAUUUACCGUUAUGUUGCUAAACCUGUAUGUUAUGAUAAUUAUUAUCUUUAAUAAUAUUAUUGUGUUAUUGUUACUAUAAUCUACAAUGUCUAGGACAUUCAAGCUCUUAAAUGCUUCCGGGAAGCAUGUAUAUGUUAUUCAUGUCAGAUUUAAAGCUAUAAUUAUUAUGAUGUACACUCAAGUGUCUGUAUAUAUGUGUGUGAAUAUCAUGUAAAUGCAAACGACAUGUAUAUAUUGUACAUAUGUGAAGGGGUAAAUAGUACAUAUGUUAAUUCGCUAUAUAUUGAAUCUUUAACUGUGUCAACCUUCCUGUAAUACACGUGGUACAAAAUUGUAAGCUGGUUUUACUUUGCUUCAGUAUUGCCAUUUUGGAAUGGGUGUAAUUUUAUUAAACUUUGACCUCCAGUGGUUGUGAAAAGAAUGACUUAAGGUUUGACUCGAUCAUACCUGCUUUAGGGUACUGGAUUGUGCAGUCAGGUACCAGAACAUCAUUUUUUUAAAAAUAAAACUAUCAAAAUUGUAAAA
Messenger RNA from Stegastes partitus (bicolor damselfish), 5404 nucleotides. It is a transcript of the gene stard13b, whose product is annotated as StAR related lipid transfer domain containing 13b. Lineage: Eukaryota; Metazoa; Chordata; Actinopteri; Pomacentridae. The record is from RefSeq and is a predicted model, not a curated record. The transcript has 18 exons. Gene Ontology annotation, biological process: actin cytoskeleton organization; signal transduction; regulation of Rho protein signal transduction. Bases 206 to 4615 code for a protein of 1469 amino acids. Gene Ontology annotation, molecular function: lipid binding; GTPase activator activity; protein binding.